GGACUUUGAAUAUGUCGGGGAUCGCCCUCAGCAGACUCGCCCAGGAGAGGAAAGCUUGGAGAAAAGACCACCCGUUUGGUUUUGUGGCUGUCCCAACAAAAAACCCCGACGGCACAAUGAACCUCAUGAACUGGGAGUGCGCCAUUCCAGGAAAGAAAGGGACGCCGUGGGAAGGAGGACUGUUUAAGCUACGGAUGCUUUUCAAAGACGAUUAUCCGUCCUCACCACCAAAAUGCAAAUUUGAACCACCAUUGUUCCACCCAAAUGUGUACCCUUCGGGCACGGUGUGCCUGUCCAUCCUCGAGGAAGACAAGGACUGGCGGCCAGCCAUCACGAUUAAGCAGAUCUUACUAGGAAUACAGGAACUUCUAAAUGAACCAAAUAUCCAAGAUCCAGCUCAAGCAGAGGCCUACACAAUUUACUGCCAAAACAGAGUGGAAUACGAGAAGAGAGUUCGAGCACAGGCCAAGAAGUUUGCACCCUCAUAAGCAGCGACCUCGCGGCAUCUAAAAGGAAGGGAUUGGUUUGGCAAGAACUUGUUUACAACCUUUUUGCAAAUCUAACGUUGCUCUGUACAAUUACUAGUCACCGGGGGAGGGUUGGACGGGCGCCAUUUUCCAUUUCCGCCACUGGUACACAGUUCUCGACUCGCUGAAUUGCCCAGAUUUUCAUACAGGGUCUCUUCCUUCAGUCUUUUGUAUUUUUGAUUGUUAUGUAAAACUUGCUUUUAUUUUAAUAUUGAUGUCAGUAUUUCAACUGCUGUAAAAUUAUAAACUUUUAUACUUCGACGAGCCGCCAGCGCUCGGUGCCCGCUCGCGGACGCGGCAUGCUUCUCCCGGUCAGCUGCGCGGCCCCAGCUGGCUGCAUGAGGAAGGACCCCGCCUGGCCCUCCCGCCGCACCGUUCUCUCUGCAGAACCCGGGUUGUGUUGCUUACGAGCCCCAGAUCCAAAGUCAGCCAGCGCCUCGUCUCCGCAUCACUUCCUUUGUGUUUAUAUGGCGUUUGUCUGUGUUGCUGUUUAGAGUAAAUAAACUGUUUAUAUAAAGGUU
Molecule: messenger RNA, 1048 nt
Organism: Equus quagga
Lineage: Eukaryota; Metazoa; Chordata; Mammalia; Perissodactyla; Equidae
Gene: UBE2I
Product: ubiquitin conjugating enzyme E2 I
Exons: 6
Coding region: 12-488 (158 amino acids)
Biological process (GO): protein sumoylation
Cellular component (GO): nucleus
Molecular function (GO): SUMO conjugating enzyme activity
Source: RefSeq, a predicted model, not a curated record